Molecule: messenger RNA, 2196 nt
Organism: Fraxinus pennsylvanica
Lineage: Eukaryota; Viridiplantae; Streptophyta; Magnoliopsida; Lamiales; Oleaceae
Source: the annotation of a GenBank genome assembly
AUGGACCAAGGCGGACGCAUUGCGUGUCUUUUCGUAUGCAUUUGUAUGAUUUUGCCAAGCAUUCUGAUUCCCAUUGGUGUAUAUCUCCAAAGCAUGAAGCCAAGAUGUUACAUAAAGGACUUUUAUGCUCCUGCCCUCAACACACACAUUCCUUCCAACGCCACCAGUAGCAACACUUUCAUUUUCUUUGAUCUCCAGCUUAGAAAUAUGAUGGUAGCCAACAGCUUGCGUUAUGGAGAUCUGAACCUCAGCCUCUUCUACGGCCUGAACGGAAAUAUUCCUGUUGCUAAUUAUACUGUGCCUGGAUUCAAACAGGGUGAGAAGAAUACAGAUGAUUGGAGAGACGUUGUGGAGACUCAUGGACUGCCUUGGGGUGAUGCUAUCAAAGCAGUUUCUAACGGUUCCAAAGUGGUUUUCAGGGCGGAUUUGGUCGCAGAUGUCAAGUUGAAACAAAUGUUUUGGUCAAAGAAAAAGAAGAUGGUUUUGAAAGCUACUGUCGAAGUCGAUGGCUCUGCCGAGAGAAUCAGAAACCCUAGUCGAGAUCAGCUAUUAUUAAGAGAUCCUACAGACAUGACAGAAUCAUUGAAGGCCUUAAUAUCUCCGAAGAAAUGUUCAGUCCCAACUCUUGUUCAAAUCCGCAACUUGCAAAUCCUUCUCUCCAAUGCUGCUUUACGAAGAAAUCCUUUGACUAUCAGUGAAUCAGAAAGUGCAAUUUGCGAUAUGGCACUUUUACUCUUCCAAGGCCAGCGACUCCACUAUGACAGUGCUACCAUGAUCUUGAGGCUGAAGGCGAAGAUCCAGGGUCUUGAAGAACAGACGAGUUCCAUAAAUGAGAAAAGUUCGAAGUAUGGACAAAUAGCUGCUGAAGAAGUCCCGAAGAUUGUAGUAAAUUCAACAGCUUUGAGUUCCCAAAAUCCCGAUAAAGUAGUCUUCCACCUCGUGACUGACGAGGUGAAUUAUGCUGCAAUGAAGGCCUGGUUCGCUAUAAACAGUUUUAAGGGCGUGACUGUUGAUGUUCAGAAGAUAGAAGAGUUUACCUGGUUGAAUGCUUCUUAUGUUCCUGUUCUUAAACAGCUUCAAGACUCCAACACCCAGAAUUACUAUUUUUCUGGGAGCACUGGUGAUAGCCGGACGCCAAUCAAAUUUAGGAACCCUAAAUAUCUAUCCAUGCUUAACCACCUAAGGUUCUAUAUACCAGAAGUAUUUCCCGAGUUGAAGAAGGUGGUAUUUCUUGAUGAUGAUGUUAUAGUUCAGAAAGAUCUGUCUUGCCUAUUCUGUAUAGAUCUAAAUGGAAACGUGAAUGGUGCAGUCGAGACAUGCAUGGAGACAUUUCACAGAUAUCACAAGUACUUGAAUUACUCACCCCCUCUUAUUCGUGAACAUUUCGAUCCUGAUGCAUGUGGGUGGGCAUUUGGGAUGAACGUUUUUGAUUUGGUCGAGUGGAGGAAAAGGAAUGUCACCGGCAUCUACCACUACUGGCAGGAAAAGAAUGUCGACAGGACACUCUGGAAACUUGGCACCCUCCCACCGGGGUUACUGACUUUCUAUGGAUUGACAGAACCGUUGAAUCCCACGUGGCAUGUUUUAGGUUUAGGGUAUACAAAUGUUGACCCUCUGGUGAUAGAGAAAGGGGCUGUACUACAUUUUAAUGGGAACUCCAAACCAUGGCUGAAGAUCAGGAUGGAAAAAUUGGCUCUCCCUUUUCGCUCAAAUAUUGAAAUGCAUAAAGAUUUACGAGCAAAUUAUGAGAUGACGCAGGGGAUCACUUAUGUUGAGAUUGGAAUUUUGGCGUUCCUCAUGAAAUUCUUCGACUACGUCGUUGAUUUCAUCCAACAUGGACUAAUGGAUGAAUUUUAUAAAGUUCAUGGGGCCAAAAAAAGGGUUGGAGCCAUGGCUACUUCAUUGGCUACAAUGACGGCACGCCGAGCUGCAACCUUCGUUCGGCUAUCAUCUCCCGGCUCAUCCACUCGAUCGGCCUCUCUGAUUCCCCGCCGUGGCCUCGCUGGCGCCGCUGAUCACCAUGGGCCACCUAAGGUUGAUUUCUGGAAAGACCCAAUGAGUCCAUCCAAGUGGAAGGAAGAGCACUUCGUGAUUGUCUCCUUAUCUGGCUGGGGUUUGCUUCUCUUUGGAGGGUACAAGUUCUUCACGGGAGGCAAGAAGAACAAUGAAGAGAAAUUGGUGGAAGCAACACAUUAG